AUGUCCCUCGGAUCGUUAGUAACAUACUUCCAGCUCAUCGCCUUAUUCUCAGAGAUCGGCUUCGACUGGUCCACUGAAGUCUCGACCCUCCUCGAUUUAGCAAAGCUCUCCCUCUUCAACUUUGACAUUCUCAGACUGGCGUGUUUCAUGGAAGGUCCUCACCAGAGCCUAUGGCGGUACAUUUGGCUAUUCUAUUUCGUCACUCGAGCAUUCAAAGUAGCAGAGAAGUCGGGGAUGACCUAUGAUAAAACGGUGAACAUGACAGGCCAGGUCAUAUCUGUCACGCUGUUGGCCAUAGUCUCAACCGCCGUGACUCCCUUCAAGUGUUAUUCCCAUAACGACUUGGGUGACCGCAGUCUUGUGCGGUACCCAGACGUUGAGUGCGGCUCCGAUGAUCAUCAG
Molecule: messenger RNA, 402 nt
Organism: Perkinsus marinus ATCC 50983
Lineage: Eukaryota; Perkinsozoa; Perkinsida; Perkinsidae
Exons: 4
Source: RefSeq, a predicted model, not a curated record